UUGUGAUUAAAACUUGAACUGGUUGGGAACUAUAUUUUAUAUUUACCUCUUGACGAGUAAAUACAAAAACAUGUUACGUCGACAAUUAUCAUAUAGAUUUGAGGAUCAGGAUCAUUUUCACGAUUCUAGGAUGAUGCGACGGUUUUCUCGUGUGGAGUCUGGUGGAGACUUGAAGGAUUAUUUUGAUCGUGGCGACAUUGCAUCGCGUGAAAAUCGCUGGAACUUUGAAAUAGCAUGGGAAGUAGCAAACAAAGUUGGAGGUAUAUACACAGUCAUACGCUCCAAAGCAUAUGUUUCCACAGAGGAAAUGGGUGAACAAUUAUGCAUGAUGGGGCCGUAUAAAGAACACUGUGCACGCACAGAAAUGGAAGAGUUGGAAUUUCCGCGUGGCAAUCCUUUACUUGAAGCUGUCAAUACCAUGCGGUCACGUGGCUAUAAAGUGCAUACUGGUCGCUGGUUGGUAGAUGGUAAUCCACAAUUAAUUUUAUUUGAUAUUGGUUCAGGUGCUUGGAAGUUGGAUCAGUUUAAAUCUGAGCUUUGGGAGAAGAGUCACAUAGGUAUUCCGCAUUUAGAUAUUGAAACAAAUGAUGCUAUUAUACUUGGCUUUAUGAUUGCCGAGUUUUUAGAAGAAUUCCGAAAUCGUGCUGUGGAAUACUCUAAUAUAAAUGAAUUGCAAAGUCCACGCGUGGUAGCGCAUUUUCAUGAAUGGCAGGCUGGCGUCGGUCUUAUAGCAUUGCGUACACGUCAUGUAGAAGUGGCUACAGUUUUUACCACUCAUGCUACACUACUGGGACGAUAUUUGUGUGCAGGUAAUACUGAUUUUUACAAUAAUUUGGAUAAGUUUGCUGUUGAUGAAGAAGCCGGUAAACGACAAAUAUAUCAUCGCUACUGUUUGGAACGCGCUGCCACGCAUAUGAGUCAUGUUUUUACGACCGUAUCAGAGAUUACCGGUUUUGAGGCAGAACAUUUGCUCAAACGCAAACCUGAUAUUAUAACACCAAAUGGCUUGAAUGUCAAAAAGUUUUCAGCCAUCCAUGAGUUUCAAAAUUUGCAUGCCAUGGCUAAGGAAAAAAUUAAUGAAUUCGUACGUGGCCAUUUCUAUGGGCAUAUGGAUUUUGAUUUGGAUAAAACUCUUUACUUUUUCAUUGCUGGACGUUAUGAGUUUGGUAAUAAAGGUGCUGAUAUAUUUAUAGAAUCAUUAGCUCGUCUCAAUGCUAUGCUAAAGCAUGAGAAACCCGAUACCACUGUUGUGGCUUUCCUUAUAUUUCCCACAAAAACUAAUAAUUUUAAUGUUGAUUCAUUAAGAGGACAUGCUGUUGUCAAACAAUUGCGAGAUACCAUAAAUAAUGUUCAAAACUCUAUUGGAAAACGUAUGUUCGAUACUUGUUUGAAAGGUCAUAUACCCGGCUCAGAUGAAUUGCUUACAAAAGAUGAUUUAGUAAAAAUAAAACGUUGUAUGUAUGCAAUGCAAAGAGAUUCCAUGCCACCAGUCACUACACAUAAUAUUGUAGAAGAUUGGAAUGAUCCUGUUUUAAGCUCAAUACGUCGUUGCCAUUUAUUUAAUUCAGUUCAUGAUCGUGUUAAAAUGGUGUUCCAUCCAGAGUUCCUAACUUCAACUAAUCCAUUGUUCGGUAUUGACUAUGAAGAAUUUGUACGUGGUUGUCAUUUAGGUGUUUUCCCCUCUUACUACGAACCUUGGGGCUAUACACCAGCUGAGUGUACCGUCAUGGGUAUACCUAGUAUUACCACAAAUUUAUCAGGUUUCGGUUGCUUCAUGCAGGAACAUGUUGCCGAUCCUAAAUCUUAUGGUAUUUAUAUUGUUGAUCGACGCUACAUUGGCUUGGAGAAUAGUGUACAGCAAUUAUCUAAUUUCAUGAUGGAAUUUUCACGUUUAAAUCGACGUCAACGCAUUAUACAACGUAAUCGUACGGAACGUUUAAGCGAUCUGCUCGAUUGGAGAACAUUAGGCAUUUAUUACAGACAAGCAAGAGUGAAAGCGCUACAAUCAGUUUAUCCUGAUUAUAUUGAUGAGAGUACUCUAUAUGGUUCUAAAAGUAAUUUGAACUUUUCACGACCAUUUAGUGAGCCACCAAGUCCGACAUCUUCCAGGCAUACAACUCCAGCACCGUCGGUGCAUGGUUCUGAUGAUGAAGAUUCCGUUGAUGAUGAAACCGAACUUAAAGAAUUGGGCAUAAAAUAAUGUUCAGGAAUAUUGUCCUUAUAAUCGUUAUUACCACAAGUAAUAUAAUUGUUUAUAUAUAUAUAAAAAUUGAACAAAAAAAAUUGAAAUUCGUUAAAUUAGUGCAAAGUAGUUCAAAAUUAGAAAAAAGAUAAUUAUUAAAUGUUAAACAUUGCAGUUAAAUUUUAAAAUGUUUUAUAAAUAUUAUUAUCUAGAGCAAGAGAAACACUUUUUCAAUAUAAUUCCUAAAUUGAAAUUGUUAAAUUUUUAGUUCUUAAUUAGGCACUUUCAAUACUUGAAAACAACAACAAAAAUUGUUAAUAACUAUUGAACAUGUAAUAUUUAAAUGAAGUACAAUUACAAAAACAAAAUCAAAUUGCCAAUUAAAAUAAAAAUCAUCUGUAUUGACUAAAUUUAACAAUGUAUACUUUAAAGUAAGGCUGUGAACCGGUAAUCAAUUGAAGUCUUUUGAACCGGAAUCUUAUCCAUUUUGAACCGAUUCGACCAAUUAACCAAACUAUUGUUGUUUUA
This is a messenger RNA of Teleopsis dalmanni, 2710 nucleotides long. It is a transcript of the gene GlyS, whose product is annotated as glycogen [starch] synthase. NCBI's taxonomy places the organism in Eukaryota, Metazoa, Arthropoda, Insecta, Diptera, Diopsidae. Gene Ontology annotation, cellular component: cytoplasm. The record is from RefSeq and is a predicted model, not a curated record. Bases 71 to 2200 code for a protein of 709 amino acids. The transcript has 8 exons. Gene Ontology annotation, biological process: glycogen biosynthetic process. Gene Ontology annotation, molecular function: alpha-1,4-glucan glucosyltransferase (UDP-glucose donor) activity.